Messenger RNA from Geodia barretti, 2678 nucleotides. Lineage: Eukaryota; Metazoa; Porifera; Demospongiae; Tetractinellida; Geodiidae. The record is from the annotation of a GenBank genome assembly.
CGCAUUGUGUUUACUUACGUGACGCACAGUUAUAAAGCGAGUCAGCUCCCCUCUCUCUUACGACGGAGUAGCCGUGAUCCAGUGGUCUUUGUGAGGUCGUCUGCAGCUGUGUCUUACUUGCCAUGAUGCUGAAGCACGCCCUGGUCAUCCCCGCAAUCUUGUCCCUGCUGGUUUUGACAACUGCAGCAAUCAAAGUGCCGUGUCGUGUGGGUCAGACAAGCUGUGAAUGUCCUACUACAGCCUCGGAAUGUGAGUUUGACCUCACCAUCAACUACCUCCAGACCUUUGCCAGCUACUCUGUGAGGGACGAUGGGACCAUUGAUCCCCAGGAUGGCUACAUUUACAACAUCAAUAGCACUGGCCAGGUGGUGCCGCUAGCUGACCCCUGCCCAGGUCCCCAGUGCUCCCCACCACAGACGGUGGACGGGAGGUCCUUCAGAACCUUCUUUGCCGUCAACGGAAUCACCCCCGGCCCCUCCCUCAUCGUGACACACAGACAGACGGUCAUUGUCAACCUCCACAACAAGCACCCGACGGAGUCCAUCACCAUUCACUGGCACGGACAGCUCCAGUACAACACUCCCUGGAUGGACGGCAUCCCAUACAUCUCCCAGUGCCCCAUACAACCAGAGGACACCUUCAGGUACAUCUCCAAGGCGGACCCCUCGGGGACCUUCUGGUACCACGGACAUGUCGGAGCCUCUCGGGCCGAUGGUCUAUACGGGGCUCUCAUCAUCAGGGAAAUUGACAAUAACGACGCUGAUUACCGGGAUUUCCCCGAGCAGCACACACUACUGCUGACUGACUGGUGGAACCAGCCGUACUCUGACCUGUUCACCCUUCAGCAUACGGUCCUCGAAACCUAUUACCCGUUGAUUGUAGGGGAGCUCCCGCAGCCGGGGGACAAGUAUGAGAUUACAGGGUCCUAUGAUCAGGCGGAGGCAGGCCCUGUCCCCUAUUUCUCCGGUCUUGUCAACGGGAAGGGAUAUCAGAAGGAGGUUCCGCUGGAGAGAACCGUCCUCAGCAAUUUCACUGUGGUACCGGGAGAGAAGUAUCGUUUCAGAGCCAUUGGGACACAAAGCAUCUUCCCACUCAGGCUCUCGAUAGACAGCCACAAUUUGACUCUCAUAGCUGCAGACGGCUUCCUCAUUCAGCCAAUACCCAACCUGGACUACAUCAUCAUCCACGCUGCCGAGCGCUACGACUUUGUCGUGGAGGCCAACCAAGACUCGACCCGCAACUACUGGAUCAGAGCCGAGACUCUGGAGAUUAACACCACCAGCAACACUCAGGCGCCGUAUGCCAACUUCAACCACCAGGCCCUCGCAGUGCUCCACUAUCAGGAUGCUCCCGCCCCAGUAGGGCCGGAGCUGAGGAAUAUUCCACACAACCCACCAGACUGUGUGACCAACGGCUGCAUAGCCACAAACUGCCCCUUCCAGAGUUUCCACGAGUCCUACAACAUUGCCUGCCUCCACCCUGCGCAGAAUUUCCGUCUGCUUAACCCCACCCCAGACGACGUACUCCCAGACGCUGAACCAGACGAGGGUCAAGAAUACUUCUUCAACUUUGGCUACGAGGGAGAGACUGACCUGCCGGCCAACAUCAACGGCCGUCUCUUCCAGUCACCCACCUUCUCCCUCGCAACACAGCGCAGCGAAAUCAGCGAGGAUACCCUCGAUCUCUGCCCCACUGCAGACUACUCCUGUUUCGACGGAUGCCAGUGCACUCACAUGAUGGAGCUGCCCUUCGGGAAGACUGUGAGGUUUGUACUGACCUCGAUUGGGACGCAGACCCACCCCAUCCACCUCCACGGCCACUCUUUCUGGGUGGUGGAGAGCGGGUACGGAUACUACAACAGCCAGACUGGGUUCAUAGAGAAGAGUACCAACGCUCUCUCGUGUCUGAAGGACCAAUCAGAUUUCAACAACACCGACGCCCAGCCGUGCACCACCAUCAGAUGGCGAGAUGGGUACAGACCAAAGAUUUCCCUCAACUCUACCACUCCUCGCAUGGACACCAUCCUCGUCCCGGCCGGCGGCUACGUCGUCAUCCAGUUCCGAUCGGACAACCCCGGCUACUGGUUCUUCCACUGCCACAUUCAGGAGCACCUCCUCGAGGGAAUGGCAAUGAUUGUUGCCAUCGACCCCAGUCGACAGAACCCUCCACCAGGCGGCAUGCGGACCUGCGGAGACUUCCACUGGACUCUGGAUGAGUUCCAGGAGAAAUUGGAGUUUAAUCCUGCAGACCCGCAGUCCAUGGAGGAAGACAAGGAGCCUGAGUACUGCCAGUGUCUUAGACAGGCUGAGCUAAUCGCAGUGAUCCUGUGCAGCAUAGUAGGCUUCAUUGCCCUGGUGGUGUUGCCUAUGACCUGCUGUGUUGUUCUCUGCUGCCUCCACUGUCGACGUCAGGGGAAGGACAAGUUUGAAAUGUCUUCCAGCACCAUUCAAGAACAAGAGGGGACACGAUAUUCGCCUCUCCGUGAAAAGUAGCCCUAAACAUUGCUAGUUAUUGAUUAAUACUCUGCAUUUGGUAAAUUAUUAAUCUAUCUGCAUACUGGCCCAUAAGCCAGAGUAUUUGAGCUUGCCCAGGCUGUUUAACCUCCUUUGACAACUUUGGUAACACUGGAGUACAGGGUGUUGCAGACACUUGAAGGACACUGUGUAACUUUAAUUAAU